AAACAAGCGACAUAUAGCUAAAUAUUUGUUUGUGUAAUCAUCUCUGUGUCUGUGUGUGUACGGAGUAGACAUUCGAGGUUUAACUGUACAGGGUUUAUAGUUGUAUAAUAGGCUAUGAUACAAGUUAUGGUAUUAUGGAGAUUUUUCAUCAGUUGGUGAAUUUACUUACUCCUUCGCUGAGUCAACGUCUGUAACUAGCAUAGGUAGAGUAAAUUACGUUCUACUCCUAUGUUGUAGGUUUAUGUUGUGGCCAUGUCUACCCACGUGUUCUAUUCUUCGGAAGCUUGUAAACUACCCAUUUAUCAGUUCAAGAAAGAGCUCAUCCAGGCGGUGAAAGACAACACUUUUCUGGUUGUCACUGGGGAGACUGGUAGUGGAAAAACUACACAGCUGCCUCAGUACCUUUACGAAGCAGGUCUAUGUAAGGAUGGUAAAAUUGGCGUAACGCAGCCUCGGAGGGUGGCAGCCAUCACUGUAGCCCAGAGGGUCUCCCAGGAGAUGGGUAUGAAACUUGGGGAAGAAGUUGGUUAUCAAGUGCGCUUUGAUGACUGCACAUCCAAGAACACCAUGAUCAAGUACAUGACCGAUGGCUGCAUGCUGAGGGAAAUUCUCGCAGAUUCAGUCCUCACUCAUUACAGUGUCGUUGUUCUUGAUGAGGCCCAUGAACGGAGUUUGAACACGGACAUCUUGAUUGGGCUUUUGAAAAAGACUAUGUCCAAAAAGACCUCACAUGGCCGGACAGUGUGUCUGAAAGUGGUUGUCAUGUCUGCAACAUUGGAAACAGAGAAACUAUCCGCUUUCUUGGGACACUGCCCAGUGUUUACCAUCCCUGGUCGAACAUUUCCUGUUACUGAGAAGUUCCUCAACCUGAUUGGUCCAAAGGACACUGAGCGUUCAGCUUAUGUUAAAGAGGUUGUCAAGGUGGCUCUUGAUGUGCACACCAAUGAAAGGGCCGGGGAUAUACUGGUGUUUCUGACAGGUCAAUCAGAAAUCCAGAAAGCCUGUGACCUAUUGUUCCAGAAGGCUGAGGUCAUAGACUACCGGUACGACGUGAACGACUCAUCUGUUGAGGGCCUUCUCAUCCUUCCUCUGUAUGGAGCCAUGCCAACAGAUCAGCAAAAGCAGAUAUUUCAGCCUCCUCCUGAAGGUAUCAGGAAAUGUGUGGUGGCCACCAAUAUAGCGGCUACAUCUCUGACCAUCAACGGAAUAAGAUAUAUUGUUGACAGUGGAUUUGUGAAACAACUGAACCACAGCCCCAGGGCUGGCAUGGACAUACUUGAAGUUGUCCCCAUAUCAAAGAGUGAGGCCCAGCAGCGAGCAGGCAGAGCGGGGAGAACCUCUGCGGGGAAAUGUUUCCGUAUCUACAGCAAGGACUACUGGGAGAAGUGCAUGCCAGACUACACAGUUCCGGAGAUUCAGAGGACCAGUCUCACAGCAGUCAUCCUCACACUCAAAUGCCUGGGUGUUCAUGAUGUCAUCAGGUUUCCAUAUUUGGAUCGUCCAGAGGAGAGACUCAUACUGACUGCUUUGAAGCAGCUCUAUCAAUAUGAUGCAAUAGACAGGAGAGGUCAGGUUACCAGCUUGGGUAAGCUGAUGGUAGAGUUCCCCCUCCACCCUGGCCUGACUAGAGCCCUGCUCAAGGCUGCUGCUUUGGACUGUGAGGACAUCAUGCUCCCUGUGGCUGCUAUGUUGUCUGUGGAGAACGUCUUCAUUCGACCAGGCCAGCCAGAGACACAGAAGGAAGCAGAUCAGAAACAUCGACAGAUUGCAUCGGAGGCUGGCAGCUUUAAUGAUUUUGUCAUGCUCCUGAAUGUGUUUGAAAAAUGCAAAGCAAGCAGUGACAGUCCAUCUGCCUGGUGCAGAGAUCACUGGAUCCAUUGGAGGGCUGUGAAAUCGGCAUUCAGUGUGGAGUCUCAGCUCAGAGAGAUCCUACACAGAUUAGAGGAGCAGGGAGCGGUUGAGAAGGAGAAGUGGGAUGGCAGUAGGAGUGAGCUCUUCAGAAGAUGUCUAUGCCUUGGGUACUUCACCAAUGUUGCCAGGAGGUCUAUAGGGAAAUCAUUCUCCACAAUGGAUGGGCAUGGAUCCACUGUACACAUUCAUCCAUCUUCAGCGCUCUCUGGCCAGGAGUCCCAGCUGGACUGGAUCAUCUUCCACGAUGUGCUAGCCACCUCGCGGAUGUUUGUGCGGACAGUGUGCCCAAUCCGCUAUGAGUGGGUAAAGGACUUGCUGCCUAAGUUGCAUGAGGUGGACGUGUAUGAGCUGAGCAGUGUUGCACGAGAGGAAGUGACCGAUGAGGAGGUUGCAAAGUGGGAAUCCAAAGAAGCCUUGAAAAGACAAGCUGCAGAAUCAUUUGAAGAUGUUUCCAAAAAGCUUGAGAAGCGGAAUAAUGAAAAUUCCAUCACAGAGGCUCGUGCACGGUACAUGCAACGGAAACAGGAACGUCAACAAGGGAAAAAUCAAUGAUGAGGGAUAUAAGAUGCUUAACAACAAGUAUAUUUUUCUGUUGAAUUCCGAGAAGUCUUUCAAGGCAUCACUGUGAAACGUACGUUCAUUAUUGUGCCAUAUUGUGUAUUACCAGUAAAUAUAUUUUUAUACCUUUAUUACAGUUCCAGAACACUGACAGUUUGUAUAGAGUUGCAGAGACUGCACUGGACACAUUUGGCCUUUGGGCUGUCUUGGUAUAACCUGUAUAUUACUGUCUAUUACUCCUCUAUGACAUCAGUUUUUAAGGAAAGUCAUGCACAAAAAAAAAUCUGUUGUCAUUGUGUGGGU
Alosa alosa (allis shad) is the source of this 2772-nucleotide messenger RNA. It is a transcript of the gene dhx40, whose product is annotated as DEAH (Asp-Glu-Ala-His) box polypeptide 40. The transcript has 17 exons. Bases 253 to 2463 code for a protein of 736 amino acids. Gene Ontology annotation, cellular component: intracellular anatomical structure. Lineage: Eukaryota; Metazoa; Chordata; Actinopteri; Clupeiformes; Clupeidae. Gene Ontology annotation, molecular function: ATP binding; RNA binding. The record is from RefSeq and is a predicted model, not a curated record.